This is a messenger RNA of Symbiodinium necroappetens, 1361 nucleotides long. The record is from the annotation of a GenBank genome assembly. NCBI's taxonomy places the organism in Eukaryota, Dinophyceae, Suessiales, Symbiodiniaceae.
CACUCACAGGAGGCGCCGGACCGAAAGUUCUUCAAUUCGGCCCUUUGGUCCUGCAGUCGAGGACACUGGGAGGUUUCUGUUCAGUUGCUGCAGCGCAUGGCAUCCGCCGGAGUGCCCACCGAGCCGUUUACCUACUUUGCGGCUGCUCAGGAGCAUCACGAUCAAUCCACGGCCUCCUGCAUGGUGCAGCAGCUGCGGCGCAUGCGUCAGCAUUCGUUGCGAGUUGACAUCUGCCAAUUUGCCAACAUGUUGGCCCACUAUGCAACUGACGCCGAAUGGCCUGCUUUGAGGGAAGCGGUGCUCGAAGAUGGAGGCUUCUUGCUGCCAUUGAGACGGCGCUUGAUGCACACCUUUGCCGAAGAUAUCAGCUGGUACCAAGCGCAUGCGCGUACCAGCAAGGAGUUGACCAGGCAGUGGCUGGAUUCGUUCCCGGAGACGCAGUACGAGAACUGGAGGAGACUGCGAAAAAAGCUGAAGAAGCUUCGCCGCCCCGAUCCGUUGGACUAUUCUGACAUGGGUGCCCAUGCUGGAUACAUCCGAAAUAAAGUCUUCGAGAAAGAACGCUGCGCCCAAGUUGCCUGCGUGCUCUUCGGGCCGGAAGCCCUCACGCAUGGCCUUGCAGACAAGGAGUCGUGCAUUGUGGUGGACAUUGGUGGAGGUCCUGGGAUAGCAGCACUAGGAAUUGCUGUCUAUGCAGGGCUGGAAGGAUGGCCGGUGCACCUGGAGCAUCAUGUCGUGGACUGCGAAGAUGCUUGGUCCGAGACUAUUCUGCGGCUUCAAGCAGUGCUACAGCUCUGGCAUUCUGAAGCUGAGAGGCCGCGGACGGACCUGUACUUCCAUCAAGGCCAGCUGCUUAGCAAGAGGUUGGUGGCGGGAGUGCCGUCUCCUGAAGACACCGAUGUCUUCAUUUUUUCUUAUGUACUACACGAGAAUGUGGAAAUUCUCCGGUCAAGCGACUUUGGGCUGCUGUCAACUUUGCUCCAGGCGGCGCGGCCGGGUGCCAUCUUCCUUUUCCUUGACGUCGAAGAUACACUCUGGUCCGAAAUUGCUGCCCUGGCAGCUUCCCUCGGGAGGUUUAUGGUGCAGCUGCAGCAAUUUCGGAAAGAUGACUACUGGCUGGUACUGCAAAAUGCAUGCCGCUUGCGGCUGCCCGGCUUCCCUUCAAGCACGGGUUGCAGGGCCUUCUUUAACCGAGGCCUUGGAAUGGGCAAGGCAGGCGCCAAGGCAGAGCCGAAGAAAGAUGCAGAAAAGGGGAAGGCAGGCAGUCAGAAGGAUGGCAAGUCCGCAAAGACUGACCCAAAGGUUGAGACCAAGGAAGCCAACAAGGCUGCCGAAAAAGCAGACGAUCCGAAAGCAAAGUU